This is a messenger RNA of Ilyonectria robusta, 1587 nucleotides long. RefSeq lists its product as uncharacterized. The transcript is spliced from 4 exons. NCBI's taxonomy places the organism in Eukaryota, Fungi, Ascomycota, Sordariomycetes, Hypocreales, Nectriaceae. The record is from RefSeq and is a predicted model, not a curated record. Gene Ontology annotation, molecular function: protein dimerization activity. The coding region runs from base 57 to 1187 and encodes 376 amino acids.
CUAGACAGUGCACAAAUCACUACUGAGGUCACACCGACCUUAUCUCCCGCACGAAAAUGGACGCCACGAUAUGUCCUUUGGACCUGGUCAUAUCCUGUCGCACAAGCGAAAAUGCUGCGGCGUCAGAAAUCGGUCACUUUCCACCUGCAUGGGAUCAAUCCAUCCCCAGAUGCGACAAUUACUCCAAAAAGGCACCAUUUUACGAAAACUACUAUGGGAAUCGCCCAUGGCUUUGUUUCAAUGACUCUUCACUGUCGCCUUUCCAGAGCACAGCCGUUUCCUCUCCAGAAUCUGACUGCAUCUCACCCAUUCUGGAUGUAGAGGUAGCGCUGAAUUUCUACGUAGGGGAUACGUCAAUAGAUAUUAUGGAGUCCAUUCCUUGGGAUCUCGGUCUAGAUCAACCAACAUAUAAUAGUCUUCCCACGUCAGACCUAUCCCAAGAUGUUCAAACUGCCUCCGAUUAUACUCGCACAACGGCCUCGAGCUCACGACGAAAGCAAACCCUCCAAUCUCGACGACAGAAAAGAAACAACAGAAAGACUUCCGAAACAUCCCUUGCUGGCAGUGCCAGUACUGGUAGUAGUGCUCCCUCAGUAUCGGACGCUGCCAGUCCCAGCUCCACGUCGCAGAACAGCCGCGCCAGCAUUGGGUCGAAAUCCACGUCGAUGGCUUCUACUGCAUCAAUGGCUUCCAGCCGUCAAGCAAAGCUCCGAAGCGCAUCUCGAACUUCGAAGAACAGCCAUUCCCGGUCAAACGAUACCCCCAAAGAACGCCGAACGCGCCUCUCGCACAACCUCGUCGAGAAGCAGUAUCGAAAUCGUCUCAAUACCCAAUUCGAAUCCCUUCUCAGCGCCCUACCAGAACAACUUCGCGCGGGGAACAAUGAAAAUGGCGAUAGUGACGAAUCGGAGGGGAAUGAUGCGGACUGCUGUGUGAGCAAGGGCGAAGUUCUGGAUAUGGCUCGCAAGCAUAUACAAUUACUGGAGCAAGAGCGCGCUGAGUUGGAACGCCAGAACCUCGAGCUUCACGGAAACCUCCAACGGCUAACGGGAUCUGCGUCUGAUGGUAGUGUCCUCGUCGGGCCAGGAAACUCCGCUCGAUUUUCAAAGCCAAUGCGGAUGGCGAGAAACAAGCCGACGACCAGGACAAGAGUUGAAAACGAAGGAAUGCCAAGAAACAGAGAAUGACUGCGCAGGAACAUGACCCGCCGAAAUGGAAGUUGAGGCAUCCCUUUACACCCGCCUGGUCGUUUAUCGCUCGGUGAAAAUGCAGUGUCAUCAUAUCGAAGCCCCCAGAUGAGCGGCCUGGUGCGUACGCGCAGCGCCAAUCGUCUCGCCAAAGAAUAGAAGAGCCCGACCGACUCAUACCCAUAAUGCUGUGUAGAAAAACAAGAAAACCCAAAGAUGCCCCCACAACGCCUCGCCUGCUGUACGUCGCCAUACCCUUUUAUCAAUGUCCUGUAUGAUGUUCGUGUAAUGAGCCAGAUGAGAAGAGUGAGGGACGCAGGUCAAUAGCAAUAGGAUAGAAGGUGGGGGUGGUGAUGUAAGAUUAAUCUUGUGUUGGAUUGCGACCCUGUAUUACGAAACC